CUGAGAGCUGGGUGCUGGUAAACAGUGUGGACCGCGUGUCAGAGACAGGAGCAGCUACUGAGAGGAGCCUGCAGCACGGGGGCCAGGAGCUCGCCACACAGGGGUGUGGAUAGCAGUGACCAAUCAUGGCGGGGGAUGCCAUUAUGCUCAUGAGGGGGCUGGCCAAACUCAGCAAGGCAGUGCUGGAGGUGCAGAAGGGUAACUUGUGGAAGCCUGUUGCUCUUGGGGGUGAUGCCACCAUGUUUGCAAAGAGUUGGCAAGUGGCGGUAGAGGAACGUUUCAGUGCUGCUAUGGGAAAGAUGCAGGAGCUUGGCAAGCAACAAGAGAAUCUUGCAGGGCAAGACAUAGGUGCAGACAGCUUCUCAGGGCCGGUCUCUGAGAUUGCCGGCAUAGAAUAUUCUCCCUCUUCUAACCAGGGCUAUAGUAGCCACCACACAGAAGCAAAAUCGGAAAUUCACAACACUGAUAACACCGACAGGAGACAAAGUCAAAUGGACAACCCUUUUCAUCCGGACCCAGAUUCUCAAAAGGACAAUGGGGCCUUAUUUGGCAAAAUUAGACAUACGGCUGGUGCAUUUGCUGCAGCAGGCCAAAAGAGGGGCUUCCACCAGGACCACAGCUCUGUCAGCGGCUUAACAGCAGAGGAUAUUGAAAAGGCCAGAGAAGCGAAAAACAAAACUGAACACAAACCCCACAAACAGAUGCUCAGUGAACGAGCACGUGAGCGGAAGGUACCAGUCACGCGGAUCGGCAGGCUUGCCAACUUUGGAGGUUUGGCUGUUGGUCUGGGUUUAGGCGCGUUGGCUGAAGUAGCAAAGAAAAGCUUAAAUCCAAAAGCAGAGGACAGUAACGGUAAAAAAUCUGUAAUGGAGUCCAGUCCCUUCUUGUCCGAAGCCAAUGCAGAGCGGAUUGUGAGGACUCUGUGCAAGGUCCGGGGAGCGGCUUUAAAACUGGGACAAAUGCUGAGCAUUCAAGAUGAUGCCUUCAUCAAUCCCCAGCUGCAAAAGAUCUUCGAGAGGGUGCGUCAGAGUGCAGACUUCAUGCCCAUUAAGCAAAUGAUGAAAACGUUAAACGCAGAUCUGGGCCCCAACUGGCGAGAUCAGCUCGACUUCUUUGAAGAGCGUCCCUUUGCUGCUGCAUCCAUUGGACAGGUCCAUCUCGCCAAACUCAAAGAUGGAAGAGAGGUUGCCAUGAAAAUUCAGUAUCCUGGGGUGGCUCAGAGCAUCCAUAGUGAUGUGACUAACCUCAUGACUGUUCUGAAUAUGAGCAACGCUCUUCCUGAAGGCCUCUUUCCGCAGCACCUGAUUGACGUUCUGAGCAGAGAGCUGGCCCUGGAGUGCGAUUAUAAAAGGGAAGCAGCUUGUGCUAAAAAAUUUAAAGAGUUGCUGAAGGACCAUCCAUUCUUCUACGUCCCCACCGUGGUUGAUGAGCUGUGCAGUGACCAUGUCUUGACCACUGAAUUGGUUUCUGGUUUCCCCCUUGACCAAGCAGAGGGCCUGAGCCAAGAAAUCCGCAAUGAGAUCUGCUCCAAUAUCCUACUCCUGUGUCUGCGAGAGCUGUUUGAGUUCAGAUUCAUGCAGACUGACCCAAACUGGUCCAACUUCUUUUAUGACCCACAACUUCAUAAGGUUGCUUUGUUGGACUUUGGAGCAACAAGAGGCUUUGAUGAGCAUUUCACUGACAUGUACAUUGAGGUAAUCAGGGCUGCUGCUGACAGAGACCGGGAGAAGCUGUUAAGAAAGUCCAUUGAAAUGAAUUUCCUGACUGGUUAUGAAUCCAAGGCAAUGGAAAAUGCACACCUAGAAGCGGUUUUGAUUCUGGGUGAAGCCUUUGCUUCAGAUACUCCAUUCAAUUUUGGUUGCCAGAGUACCACAGAGCGGAUCCACGGUCUGAUACCGGUCAUGUUAAAACAUCGGCUCAUCCCACCACCAGAGGAAACAUACUCUCUGCAUCGCAAGAUGGGAGGCUCCUUCCUCAUCUGCUCCAAGCUAAAGGCUCAGAUUCCUUGCAAGAACAUGUUUGAGGAGAUCUACAGGAAUUAUUGGAAGGGAAGGGAAGACAAGAAACCAUAACUUCUCGUCCAUUUAACCUUAUUCCAGAUGUCUCUUGUCUGUUAAUCCUAGUAAAAAAGUAUAUAAAGCUCGGGGGUCCCUCUAGCCACAGGUACAACAACCCUUGUUGCUGAAAAUGGCCCCUUAUUUGGACUUUUUUUUUGUAUCUCCAGUGACUUUUUUUUUUUCUCGUGGCUUAAGAUGGGCUUGGAAAUCCUAGAUUGUAAAUUGUAAGUGAGCAGGAGAACUGGGCGUUUUAAAGACUAUAAGAUGAUGAUGAAAUCUUUAGCUCUGAGAGGAGAGGCGAAAUGUGGAGAUACACUGACCGCUGUAGAAAGAUGUAAAGUGAUGCUGUUUGAACGCUACAGUAAAGUAAGGAGACUGCUCUGCAACGUGGUGGAGAGAUUUUGCUUUUACUUUAUGUAAGCUACAACUGCAGUGCACUUCAGUUUUCUGUAAUCAUCUUUGAUUUUGUCUAAUCAAAUUAAAUGCUUUUUGUACAGUGAAACUGAUUUUGGAGCGAUCAGUCUAAUCACAGUGGGCUCUCGAUUUAAAUGAUUUUAGAAGCUAUUUUUUUUUUGUCUUGGGUAAGGAAACCCUUGGAGGUUGAGGGAGAACAUUGCUAAAUAUAGGACUCUUAAUUUUUUUUGCAUUGUCAUUUUGUACCUUAUUUUGAAAUAAACAACUGGUUUCGAUGACUGAACAGAUAUGAUGCUUACUUUAACAUACUCUAGAACCAACAAUCUGUAUAUUUCCUCCGUGGACUCUGAACAUUAAUGUCCUUUGGUACUAGGUGGGAUCACAACCAAAAUGGUUUAUAGAUUUUAAUCCGAGGAGUUGUGAGUUGCUAGGGUGAGGAUUACAAGAGCCUCUAAAAACCAAUUUCUUAAAUGCAUGGUUCAAACGCACAAAAAUUAAAACCUAAAAAUCGAACCAUAUUGCUUGACUUGCUAAUUAUAUAUUUCUAUAUUCCUCCAUUUUUACACAUCUAAAUUAUAAAGUCAGAGACCUUACACUGCAAAUCUAUUUGUUCUGGAACGAGAAGAUACAGUUUGAUAUCCUAUCGGCAACAAUUUAGAAGACUGAGAAUUUUGCUUUUUAACUUUUAAUUGUGAGAAACGUUGGCCUAAUCAAAAGACCCACAUCAAUUCCACUGUAACAAGCUUGCGGCUGUCUGAAAAUCACUCCUGUUAACAUGUACAAGGUUUAGUAUGCCGUAAGCAGUUAUGAAUCUAAUAGACUAUUGCUGGACAGUAUGUGCCAUGCCAUUAAAUAGCACUUAAUACAGUCACAGAUAUCACAUACUUGGUGACGUUAUGUUUGUGAUCAAGAAAGAGAUAAUCUACUUGCUAUUGAUCGUUACAGCAUUGUAAGGGACUAGAUUAAUUGGGUUUAUAAUUUAUUGGCUUCACAUGGAGGGGGAGAGAACAACGAGGGUACAAAUUAAUACGUUUUGUGGUAAUCGGGGAUACAGGCUUAUUGCAGUGUUUUUUGUUUUUUCUUAUGUAGGUUUGGAUGGUAAUGUUACACACACCGUAAUCUUUUGUAAUUUCUACUAGUAUUAGCAGAGCUUCCGGGUAGAAUUCCAAAGGUUGCUACUAUGGGACUUGGGAGACCAUUGUCGUCUGUUUAUUUGGAAGAUAAGCUAAUCCUGAAAGCAUAGAUUUUGUAUUCUCUCAUUGCUUUAUUUUUUUUAUUACAAAUAACUGUUUUGAAUUUUCUAGGAUAAUAAAGUAAUGCAACUUCAGCCUGGUUAAAACAGGGGGAAAUGUCUCCUUCAGAGAGGAUUGAAGCAGUUUAUAUAUGCACAAACCUGCAUUGUUACUGAAAGUGCCAAAUUACUGGAGAUAUUCCAGACCCGUCCUUUGUAUGACAGCAGAAUGUAUAACUCCUUACUGCUAGCAAUCCACAUGCUCCAAUCUACUUUACAGUAAUGGAGUUAGACUUCUUGUUCCAUCCACCUUCUAUGACCUGUUCCUUCCCAGGGCAUUGAAAGCUUUGCUCGAGUCAGUCUGGUUUAUAGCUUAGAUUUGGCUGCACUAAAUAUUUUGACCAUCUCUGCAAAUAUGUAUUUUUGCCAGAAUUGUUAGUUUUGAUUUACAUUA
Messenger RNA from Pelobates fuscus (common spadefoot toad), 4156 nucleotides. RefSeq names its product coenzyme Q8A (gene COQ8A). The record is from RefSeq and is a predicted model, not a curated record. The transcript has 15 exons. NCBI's taxonomy places the organism in Eukaryota, Metazoa, Chordata, Amphibia, Anura, Pelobatidae. Gene Ontology annotation, biological process: ubiquinone biosynthetic process. Bases 126 to 2072 code for a protein of 648 amino acids.